Molecule: messenger RNA, 5124 nt
Organism: Physella acuta
Lineage: Eukaryota; Metazoa; Mollusca; Gastropoda; Physidae
Cellular component (GO): nucleus
Molecular function (GO): NAD+ poly-ADP-ribosyltransferase activity
Source: RefSeq, a predicted model, not a curated record
AUCUACGUUACGUGUCUUCUUGAAGUUUCAUUUUCAAUUUAAAAUUAUUAUUUGGGAGAUCUCUGGAUCUAGAUACUCUAUUCUAGAGUAGAGGACUCUAGAGACUGACUAGAGUCAUUUUUACUGACAACUAAUUUACUAAUUAAUGCUACAUUAAUUAUUAAAUUGGACAAGAAUUUAAUAACUGACAGAAGUUUGAAUAAAGAAACGAUGGUGUAGGCCUACUAGCUCUGAAAGCUUCAUUUAACAUCAGUAAGCAAAUGCAAUGGAAUUUGUUUUGCGGAACACUCCUUGUCAGUACACCAAUAAUUUGAUAAAAGAUUAUGUGGAAGGUCUCCUAGAUAUUGAUGUUAAUAAAGUCUACAUGAUAAAUGGCCUUGCCCUAGUUACAGUGGCACGGGAAAUAGAAGAUUUUGAAGCUGCCAAAAAGAUCAUAAAAGAGAAUACUCUAGAAUCCAACAAAAUCAGUUUGAUUAAAGUAUCAACAAGAGCUUCAGAUGCCAUCACAGUGUACAACAUUGAUGAAGACAUUUUGUCUGAACAGUUUCUGUCUUUAUUUUUCCAAGCUGAAUUUGAUAUACCAGAAGAAAACAUAACUGAAUGUAAAAUUUGGCCUACACACAGAAUUGGUUUCUUAAGAUUCACUGAAGGCACAGACAUAGGUUCCAUUUUAGUAAAGGAUGAUUAUGUUCCACUCCCGUCUGAAGAAUACCAUAUUCAAGUUGGACCAUACUAUGCCGAAUUUCAUGAUGUCCUAAACAAGGAGUGGUCUUCUGGUAGACAGGAUAUUUCACAUAGUACAGAUGAGGGUAGUGACAGUGAUAGCUCUGUGGAGUUAGAAGGCAAUCAGAAUGUGGAUAAUAGUUAUGACAGUAGUCAGGAUAAUUUUACUUCAGAUAGUGACAGUGAUAACUCAGGACAGUCAAAAGGCAAUCAGAAGGCGGAUAAUAGUCACAACAGCAAGGGGAAUGUUAAAGAAAGUCCAAAAGUUACUUCUGAAAGUGAGAGCGAUAGUGACAAUUCAUCAGAACAAGAAGAAAAUGAUGAUACUAAUGAUAAACAUAACAACAGUAAGGAUGGCGCAAGAGUAAGAAAACAUGUAGCUGAUAGUAGUGAAAGUGAUAGCUCAAAUACAGAAGAAAAGUCACAAUCUGAUAGUGACACUGUAAUCAGUAACAGUAAUAAUAAAAUAAUAAAAAGAACAUCGCAAAAUGUACCAAAAGUUUUAUCAGAAAAAACUAAACUGCUAAAACACAAACAACAACAAAUGGCUAACAGUAAUAGUGAGAGCAGUGAAGACGAGAAAGGUGAAAUAGUAAAAUGUAAGACACAAAGAGAACAAAAAAUUUUAUCAGAAAAAUCAAGGCACUUAAAACACAAACAACAGGAAAUAGCUGACAGUGAUAGUGAGGGCAGUGAAGACGAGGAAGGUGAAGUUGUAAAAACUAAGACACAAAGAGAAAAAAAAGUUUUAUCAGAAGCAGCAAAAAUUAGGAAAAAUAAAAAACAUGAAGAGGAUAGCAACAGUAGUGACAGCAGUGAAGAGGAGGAUGAAGAAAUCGUAAAUAACAAGUCACCGGAUCAACCAAAAGUUUCAGGUAAAAAAGCAAAAGUCAGCAAAGGACAAAAAAUAUCUAAAAGUGAUGUUGAUAGCAGUGAAGUAGAGAGCAAUGAAAGUGAAGACGGUAAUGAAAGUGAUGAAAACUCUUCAAGUGAUCAACAUGAAUCUGAUGAAUCUGAAACAGAAGACUCACCUAGCUCAAAUGAAAGUGAUAAAGAAGUUCAACAAAAGAAUUCUGUAAUGAAAAAAUCACUGAGAGAAGAUAGUGGAUCUCAUGAUGGUUUGGGAAACCAAGAACAAUCAGCUAAGGUCAACCAUAAUUCAAAAAAGAAUAAUUUAACCAAAAGCCUUGAAUAUUCAAGUAAUUCUUCAAAUCAAGCCACAACUGUCCCACAAAAACCUGUCAUUAUUAUUAAAAAAAUAUUUUCUAAACAAACAACAGAAGAUUCUAAUGGCUGCAUUAAAUCUCCAAAGAAAAAAACAGGUUUAGUCACUCAACAGAUCUCAGAGCAGGCAGAAGAUACCCAAGUAACUGAAGAAAAAACAAUACAAGAAGUACAGAGUCAUUUUAUUAAGAAAUGUUUUGGUAAAUUUGAAAACUGCACAGUUGAAUAUGAUGCCACGAAGAAGACAGCUGUUUUUAAAGGCACGCAAGAUGCUGUCACAGAUCAUAAAACAAAAAUGUUAGAAAAACUUCGAAGCAUAGCCAUGAAAGAACUUCCGUUAGAAAUAUUAUCUAAUGUCAGAGCUAAAAAAAGUAUAGAAAAGUUUUUACAAUCACGACGUGUUCAAGUUUCCAUCAAAGACAUUAAGCUAACCCUGGCAUCUAAACAUGAAGAUAUAUUGGAUAGUACAAUUACCGACAUCAAACAAGAAUUUAACAUUGAAAAGAUGUUCAAGUCUCCAGUGUCUAUAGCUACAGAAGAACUUGAAAAAUUGAAAGUGACACUAGAGAACAAAUAUUUGAUUUAUGUUUCAUGGACAGAUCAAAACCAUGAAAUACGAUUAGUUAGUAGUAAGACUGACCUGGAUGAAGCAGAAAAGGAAAUAAAUCGUUUUCGUAAAAGUGUUGAUGUUGUUGAAAAAGAGUUUUCUUUGGAGGGAAUUAAAGCAAAGUAUGUGUAUAAAUAUGUUACUAAAAGGUUUUGUUCACUUCUAAAAGAUGUUGAAGUUUUGGAACAAUCAGAAGGGGAAGACGGUAUUAAAGUUAAAUUCAAAGAAAGCUAUGCCAUUGUAGAUCAAGUUUACUCUAAUUUAUUAGACUUUGUAAACCAAAUAGAACAUCAAGUGUUUGACCUCACAACCAUGUACACCAAGACUGAAGAUCUUACACUGGUUGUGUUGGGUUUAAAUACUGAUGAAGUGAGGCAACAGAUCCGUGAGAUGGAAAAGUCUGAGAAAUGUAUCAUUCUGCUAAACAUACCAGAUAGCUCUUGUAUCAAGCCUGUUGAAUCAGAACUUGAUGCUGCUUGUCAGAAGUUUCAGUCAAAUAACAGUUUUGUUUAUGUAAAAACAGGUGAUUUACACAAGGAAAAAUCAGACAUCAUUGUCAUGUUUCUGGAUAAAGGAGAUAAAAGUUUUGAUAAAAGAAAGUCACUAUUUCACCAUGAGGUAAUGUUGGAUGAUGAUGAUGAUGAUAUGACAGAUGACAUCCAGGUUUUUAUGAACACUGACACUUUGAGCCCAAAUGUCAGGGCAGAAUGUUGUGUUUUGGUUGGACAACAUGAUCAAAGUUCACUAAGUUCACUUGUAGAUUACAUCAUCAAUGGUAUUCUUCAAGAAGCUCUGUCUCUGGGAGCCAGUACAAUUUCUAUUUCUUCUAAAACUUUAAACAAAUUGUUCAACAGCACAACAGCAGAUAUUUCUGAGGCUUUAAUAACUGCUAUCCAUUCAUUCUUGGAGGAAAAUGAUUUAAGUAGAGUAAAUGUAAUUGUAAACAAAGAAGAUUUUCAAGAAUUUGUUAAUGUAGCAUCAACUACUUUUACAGAUGAAGAUGCUGGUGAUGAUGAUAAUGAUGAAUCAUCUGAAGACGGUGAUGACUCUGAAGAUGAAAGUACCAAAAAGUUAACUGUAGGUUAUUUAGACACCAGUGAUGUCCAGUGUGUUACUGUAGAUAUCUGCUUUAUUGAUUGUAAAGAAUCAGCAAAUCUGGCCAUAAAACUACAGAAACUCAUAGAAACUGAAUGCCUGUAUACAUCAAAAAUGUCAAAUGAAGCGAUGGAUUUCUGGCCUUUAGAUUUUAUAAAGGCAGUAGAAGAAAAAGUUAAAGGGCUGCACCUUUAUGUUGAGAUGACUAAUGGCAAUGACAGCGUCAGUCAUACAAUCAAAGGGAAAAAACAAUCAGUUGAUAUUUUGGAAGAAUUUUUUAAGAAAGAAAUUAUGACAAUUAUUAAAAAGUGGCCCAAACACUGUAUUACAUCAUCAAGUACACCAGCUAGAAAGACCAUUGAAUUUUUGGGUCAUGCUUCAAGUAUUAAUGAAACAUGUCCUUCUUACUGGAAUUUAUACAAAAAAAGAGGAUUUUGGGAAAAAAAUUUUAAAUUAGGUUUAUUAAAAAAGAAAAAGCUGUUAGUAAAAGUGGAUGAGGAAACAAAAAAAGCUGUCACUGAUUUAGUACUGGCUACUUGGGAUUCAGGCAAAGUUGGCUUAGGGGCUGAUGCUACAGGGCUGCAGAAGUAUACAACAAUAGAGGUACUUGAUGUUAGAAGAAUAGAAAAUCCAGUGCUAUUUGAACAGUACGCAAACCAAAGGAAAGUUUUAUUUAACAGAAUGUCUGAAAAAGGUAAAGUCUGUGACCCACUGCUUAAGCCAGUUAAAACCACUGAGCUUCUGAAAGAUUUUAUGAAAAGAGAACUUUAUGAGGAGGUGAAUGAACAUUAUCUAUUUCAUGGCACCAAAGCUGAAUACUUUGAGAGUUUAUCAAAACAUGGACUAGAUCCAAAAUUGUGCUCACAGGCCAUGCUUGGAAAUGGCAUUUAUACAGCAGAGAUGUCAACCAAAGCAGACCAGUACACGGACAUCAGACCAAAAGGAAAUGGAGACCAACGAUCACAACCAGGCACUGAGCUUGUGAUGCUUUUAACAAGAGUUUUACUUGGUAAUGUCUUUGCUAUAACCAGGGAUCAUCCUAAUUUGGUUGAAGGGGCACCAAGAUUGCGUCGACCUCCCUGCAAAGUUUGUUCACGAGAUAUUUGUUUUAAUACAUCCCAUGAGCCUGGUGAUUCUGUGAUGCUGGAAGGCAAAGGAUGUCUGUUUCGUGAAUUUGCUGUUUACGAUUGUAGUCGCUGCUACCCUGAGUACAGGAUCAUUUACAAAAGGAUAGUUCCCCAAAAUGUAUAAAAUAAAUGUUGAGAUAAAAAAGAGUUCACUAAUUUCACAUUAUUAGAUAAACACCCACAUAUAUAAAUUUUAUUUAUACUAUAACUCUUCCUGUUUUAGCAACUUAUUACCAAAUAACAUUAAGAUCUCAGUAAAACAAAUGUAGAGUUUAAUAUUUUUUAAAAUAUUUAUAAAUAGACCAAUACAAUGUGUGUGCAUGUGUAUAUAUAUAUAUAUAUAUAUAU